Colias croceus (clouded yellow) is the source of this 677-nucleotide messenger RNA. RefSeq lists its product as uncharacterized. The transcript has 5 exons. The record is from RefSeq and is a predicted model, not a curated record. Bases 129 to 665 code for a protein of 178 amino acids. NCBI's taxonomy places the organism in Eukaryota, Metazoa, Arthropoda, Insecta, Lepidoptera, Pieridae.
AUAAAUGAAUUAUUUUGAAGUACAGAUUGGGAAAGAUAAAUCGUUGCAAUCAGCUAUUAUAUAAAAAGAGUUGGUUUCUUGUAUGAGCUAGUCUGACGGUUGGUUCGGAGAGAAUUUUUUGUUAAAACAUGGAAUUAAAGAUAUUAGCGCUAAGUUUACUACAGCUGGCGGUAGCGUCGCCCAUGCUGCAGGAUCUCAUGCUGGCAGACGAUUCGCAGACCGUCGGCACCUACAUCAGACCAGCGCGGUCUGCGGGGCCUGAAGAUUACCACAGAUCCUACGAAAAUGAAGGUGAUGGUGAGAUAGGUUACUCACGGAAGAAGACAGGUGGUGGAAAGAAAGGCUACCAACAUUUUGACUCGUUCCACAAGAAGGCGGGUGACAACUACGAGUUUGAAAAACAGGACUCCUAUGGGUUAGAAGACGAGGGACAGGCUGGUGCUCACAGUCAUAAGAACGAGAGGAAAGCUGAUGCGUAUCGUGAACCAGAAAAUGACGAAGAAGAACACGAAGCAGAGGAAAGACCAAAGAAAAAAAAGAACCACGAGGAACUCAGAGAAGGACCGAAUGACCACAACAUAGAAGUUUCUGGUUAUGAUCCAGCAGAUUAUACUCUACCAGAAAAAUAUACGUAUGGAACAGGGGAAGAAUAUAAUUUUAAGUAAAUAAUUAUUAUU